AUGACGCUCUCGCUGUCGCCGCUGUCGGGCACUGAUCAGGCGGAGGCACGGCUGGUGGCCAGGGCAAGUGUUGGGCUGUCGGAGCCUGCGGGAGCUGUGGAGGCACAAGCCGCGGCACGACCCGCAGACCGCGCACUCCCUCCCGGCAGCAUCUCACCGCCGCCCGGCCCCGACGGGGCGUGCGCGGCCCGGAGCCGGCGGCGGGACACGGGCUGUGUCCCCCGGGCUCUGCGGACACCUGCCGCGGGCAGGAACGCUCCCGAGCGCUUCAGGCGCCCGCAGCGGGCAGAGGCGAAGGGGCCCACGGCCGUGCCUGGCUCCGCCGCCGUCGGGGGCGGGGAGCGCAGCGGAGAACCGAAAGUGAAGGGAAGGCAGCGGCCGGCGGGGCAUCCCGGUGAAACGCCACCGCUCUUAUUGUGGGUCCCGGCGGGAGAGGCGGUGGCGGCGGUGCCCCCCGUGGCAGGGGACACGCUGGCACCGCGGCACCCAUCGCACCCCUGGCACCCCCGAGAGCCGCGGGACACCCACACCCGACACACCGCGGAAGGGACUGACACUGGAACUAAACCUCCUGAGAGUGGUGUUUUUGGUUUUAUGAUUAAUAUUUCAGCACUUCUAGCUGCAAUUACAAUGUACAUCAGAUAUUUAUUGAUAGAGAAGCAAAAUGAAUCAUCACACUUUGUUAGGUCUUCAUGCAAUAUGUUUACAUUAUGUGUGGGAUUGAUGGGCUGCACUGGAAUGGGCAUAGUUGCAACUUUUCAGGAGCUGGCUGUUCCCAGUGUCCAUGACAUAGGAGCUUUGGUGGCAUUUGGCUCGGGUGUUGUAUACAUCACACUUCAGUCUAUAAUCUCUUACAAGUCCUGCCCACGAUGGAACACUCAAUUUGUGUGUCACAUUAGGAUGGCCAUAUCUGUCAUAUCAUGCAUUGCUUUUAUUCCCAUGAUUGUAUUUGCUUCAAAAAUUUCAAUGACAAAAAUUGAUUGGACUCCAGGUGAAAAGGAUUAUACUUACCAUUUUAUGAGUGCAAUCUGUGAAUGGACAGUGGCCUUUGGUUUCAUCUUCUUCUUUUUAACAUUCAUUAGAGAUUUUCAGAGAUUUUCUUUAAGGAUAUCAACAGAAAUACAUGAAGACUCCUGAUAGUGAAAAACCAGCAUUUUAUAUCUAUGGAUAUUCUAGCUUUCUUUUUACUUUUUCUAUAAGUGGCAGAGGAACAGGGAUUGAAAGGUUGUAAUAAGUCCCUAUGCCAUUAACUCUGCAGCUGCAACCAUGACAAGAUUUUAAAACUCAGAGCAAGGUUCCUCCUGUGUUUUUGAAAUAUUUUUAAACAUUUUUUAUGCUUUGGUAUAUUAAAAAUACUGUAAUAAAAGCAAUAUCUGGAAGCACCCAAAAAUCACUCAAGGACUUGAUCACCUCAGCUCUUCCAUUUUUGACAUAUCUGUACUUUUUAAUUUGCUGUAGUGUGAUUAGUAGCAUUAAUUUUAAACUUGAGAAAGUACAUUUUGCAAAGAGGGAAGUGUAAAGGCAAUGGAAAUCACUAGGAUGGAAUUCCUACUCUCUUAAUUUGCAAGGGCUGGAGAAGAUGGUGAGAGCAGGAGUGGCCAUCUUUGUUUGAAGAAAUCUAAAGUUAGUAGAUGGCAACACUAUGCUACAUAUUUCUGACACUGGGCACUGUAAUGCAAAUGCAAAUGCUAAGAGAAAUUUAUAUUGCUUGAAAAAUGUUUUCUAAUCAUCACUGCAGUGCAUGUGAUAAUCCACCCCUUUUUCCCUUUUAUGCACUGAUGGCCACAGGAAACAAAACACGAAAGUGGGAAUAGAAAGUAAAUUUACAUUUAAUUAUGAUGUACUAAAGAGAAAUCUUAUUGCAAUUUGGUUAAUAUAAAGCAAAGUUUACUAGCCUGUGUUUUAAUCUACAAUGGAGUGAAGAAGGUCUCAAAAAAAGUUUGGGAAUUAUUGGAAAAUAAGAAGAGGUACCAGUAGUUUUCAGGUGCUUAGAAAUAAAUGUAUGAGUAUUUUAUACAGAAAACUGAAUUAAAAAACAAAUGUGGAGAGCAUCUGUAAUGAAGAUAUUUGCUGCUAUAGAUUUACUUCUGUAAUUAAAGACUUGGAAAGGAACUAAUUGAGAAGUCAGAUAUUUAAAGCAUCUGCAGGCAAAAGGUUCUUUCAUGGACUGAUUCAUCACCUUCAUUCAGUUCAUUAACCACUUGGUUGUCAAUUACGUUCUCUGAAAAUAACAUUUUCCAUACUCUAUCAUAGUUUAUGCAGAAAUAUUGAUGAUUUUCAGAUGCUAAUAUCCACUAAUAUGUGUUUUGGAGAGUGAUGUCUUAAGAUUAGCCAUCUGUUGAUAUUUCUUUUAAUGUGUAUU
Ficedula albicollis (Collared flycatcher) is the source of this 2362-nucleotide messenger RNA. It is a transcript of the gene DRAM1, whose product is annotated as DNA damage regulated autophagy modulator 1. Lineage: Eukaryota; Metazoa; Chordata; Aves; Passeriformes; Muscicapidae. The record is from RefSeq and is a predicted model, not a curated record. The coding region runs from base 1 to 1137 and encodes 378 amino acids. Gene Ontology annotation, biological process: regulation of autophagy. Gene Ontology annotation, cellular component: lysosome. The transcript is spliced from 9 exons.